CUUUUAACCAAGGUACAAGUACAUACGUUCUUAAUUUCUACAGGCAUGCAAUAGCCACAAUGUUCUUACUGCCCAUUGCUUUUGCGAUUGAAAGGUAUGCAGAGUUUUGGUUUCUUAGUUACCUAGAUCUGGAUGUCAUCUAGGAAGCAUGCACUGAGAUUUAUUUUGUAGGAAAACUGCCCCACAAAUGUCAUACAAAGUCUGUCUGAAGCUAUUUGUGCAUGCAUUAUAUGGGAUGUCUGCUCCUUUUAACAUAUCAUGUGUUGGCCUCAAAUAUGCUUCAGCAGCUUCUGCUUCUGCAGUAAUAAAUCUCCUGCCAGUUUUAACUUUUAUUUUGGCUCUUCUGUUGGGAAUGGAGUCUUUGCAAUUAAGGCGCUUCCAUGGGAUUAUGAAGGUUUCUGGUAUAGUGUUUUGUGCGGCUGGUGUUACUGUACUAACGUUAUACCAAGGACCGGAGCUCAAAUCUGUUGUCCAUUAUGCUCUUUUUCAUCACGCGAGUCAAGUUGAUACUCAUCCCUCAAGGAGCUGGAUAUUGGGAAUUCUCCUGCAGUCUCUUGCGACUGUAUUGUUUGCUCUUUGGACAGUGUUUCAGGGCCCAUUGCUGGAGGAGUAUCCAUCCAUACUGCUUAACACUAGCCUUCAGAUUGUCUUUGCGACUGUUCAAUCUUUUUUUAUGGCUCUAGUGAUGGAGAGAGACUUUUCAAGAUGGAAGCUGAGCUUGGAUGUAGGUCUUGUCGCUAUCGUCUAUUGUGGCGUAUUUGUUUCCGCAUUGGUAAAUUACCUGCAAAUCUGGGUAAUCGGCCGGUGCGGCCCAGUAUUCCUGUCCAUGACAGUACCCCUAACUUUGGUUAUCACGGUCAUUCUGUCGCUACUCAUGGGAGAACCGGUUAGCCUUGGAAGUGUAAUUAGUGGAGCGCUGAUGGUUGGUGGUCUGUACAAUGUUCUCUGGGGGAAGAGAAUAGAGCAAGUAGCUCUCUGCAAGCAAGGAGGUGGCAGAGAACAUGCAGCAUGCUUUGAUUUGGAGGAACAAGAAAGCGGCGCACCAGUUCCAUCAACGCAGGAUUCAAUCAAGCCAGUGCCUGAUUCGAAAGACCCAAAUGAAACGGUGAGCAGCAAACGUUGUUAGGUGUAGAAGAGCUUUUGCCUUGGGUCUGCCCACCAGAAGCUGUUGACACAUCUGUAAUACUGCGUCCAUUUUUAUUUACUCCGCACAUUAGCUUUGACCAAAGUCAAACUUUAUAAGAUCUGAUCAAGUUUAUAGAAAAUAGUAUAAACUUUCAUAAUAAUAAAUAUAUGUUC
Triticum aestivum (bread wheat) is the source of this 1299-nucleotide messenger RNA. RefSeq names its product WAT1-related protein At5g64700-like. The transcript is spliced from 6 exons. Gene Ontology annotation, molecular function: transmembrane transporter activity. Lineage: Eukaryota; Viridiplantae; Streptophyta; Magnoliopsida; Poales; Poaceae. Bases 188 to 1126 code for a protein of 312 amino acids. The record is from RefSeq and is a predicted model, not a curated record. Gene Ontology annotation, cellular component: membrane.